Molecule: messenger RNA, 1853 nt
Organism: Gavialis gangeticus (Gharial)
Lineage: Eukaryota; Metazoa; Chordata; Crocodylia; Gavialidae
Gene: FSBP
Product: fibrinogen silencer binding protein
Exons: 2
Coding region: 520-1416 (298 amino acids)
Source: RefSeq, a predicted model, not a curated record
GUUAGGGAUCUCUCUACACACGCCACACUUAUCUUUCUCUAGUUUUUCAUUUCUCCUUCUGCUCAGUUUAACAGUCAAUACAUUUCACAAAACAAUUGUUGCUUUUUUUGGAUAUGAUUACAUUUUUCAGUCUAAUGCAGUUGCAGUUUGAGAUGUGUGGGAGCUUGUUACUCAAGCUAAAUUAGGUAAUUUUUAGCUGGGUAAUGUGCUAAUCCUUAAACCUUUAUGUUUUUAAAUCCUGUGUAUGUCUGGUCUCUUCAUACAAAAGAGUAUUUUGCUUGUUUCUUCUCGUCGUCUUCAGUCUGAAGCCUUAUGUAGGUCAGGCUUGGCUUAAGCAGAUUUCCUGAACCUGCGUCAGCUUAAGCUGAAGGAAUUUUAAUAAACCCUCCCUUGUAGGCGUGGGCCUAAAUGAGACUAGCCUAGUUAAGCCUGAUCUUUUUCUGUUUGUGAAAAAGAGCUGAGCACAGCUAGGGACUGCAUGGUGGCUUCAGAAACUGCCUCCUUAAUUCGGAGAUAACAAUGGUUGGGAAGGCCAGAUCUUCUAAUUUUACCUUAUCUGAAAAGCUUGAUUUGCUAAAACUUGUGAAGCCAUAUGUUAAAAUUCUUGAAGAACAUACCAAUAAGCAUUCUGUAAUAGUGGAAAAAAACAAAUGCUGGGAUAUCAUAGCCGAUAACUACAAUGCCAUCGGAGUAGAUCGCCCUCCUCGUACUGCACAGGGCCUGCGCACGCUGUACAAGAGGCUCAAAGAAUAUGCCAAACAGGAGCUAUUGCAGCAAAAGGAGAGUCAUUCAGAUUAUAAAAGCAGCAUCUCCGAGCCAACCAAGAAAGUUGUGGAGAUGAUUCCACAGAUUUCCAGUGUGUGUUUAAGAGACAGGAGCAGUUUACAAAGUGCCAGCAUCGAUAAAGAAACACUUGCUGGUGCCUGUUCACCACAGGCAGUGUUGGAUCAUCAUCCUGCAGCUGUCACAAUGGAGUUGGAACCAGAAGAGGAUGUCAAACCUCCUCCUUCUUUGAUUGUAGAUUCACAACAAAGUGAGAAUUUAGAACAGGGUGAAGAACACCAAUUAGUGCAUAUUAUGGAGAGAUCUCCUUCAACUUCUGUAUCUUCAGUUGAUAUGAGGAUGAUGAUGUCUCCAUCUCCUGUUCCCAGAAGAGAUGAGUUUUUUAGGUUUGAGGUAGGAGAACGUUUUAGGCCCAUGUGUGGAUAUGAUCCACAGAUGUUGCAAAUGCUGAAGGAGGAGCAUCAAAUAAUCUUGGAAAAUCAAAGAAAAAUUGGGCUUUAUGUUCAAGAAAAAAGGGAUGGUUUGAAAAGAAAACAGCAGCUAGAAGAAGAACUAUUGAGAGCAAAAAUCAAAGUAGAGAAGCUGAAAGCAAUACGACUACGACGUGAUCUACCAGAAUAUAACAGUAUCUAAAAUAUUUAUCACUUCUCUGUUACAGUCUUCAAGAUACUUUAUUAUAAUUCCUUUGGGCUAGUAAAACACUUUCUUAUAUUAAUGUGAAUGGAAUGGAUCAAAAUCUAGCCUUGAGAAAUAAAUGCAUGUUUUUCAUUUUGUUGUUUAUGUAUGUUAGCAAAAGUGUCAAAAGUGUCUUGCUCAGGUUUGAAUCUUCCCAUCUCUUCUAGUCUGAAGUAUAAUCAGAUACUGUAGAUCUAAGUGUGUAAGAUGAAAUGACUACCUUUUGAAAUCUUCCACUGAUCUCUAUCAGAGCUAUAACAAGCUAAUGAAAAUUUAGGCAGUGCUUCCAAAAGAUGUUGAUUUUAUGCAUUACUCUUUCUCAAAGUGAUCUUUAUCCUUUAGUAUUCUUCAUGAAGUUAUUUACAGGUUAAUAAAUAUACAUAAAGAGGAAAAAA